Messenger RNA from Heterocephalus glaber (naked mole-rat), 1416 nucleotides. RefSeq names its product methionine sulfoxide reductase B2 (gene Msrb2). Lineage: Eukaryota; Metazoa; Chordata; Mammalia; Rodentia; Bathyergidae. Gene Ontology annotation, biological process: response to oxidative stress; protein repair. Gene Ontology annotation, cellular component: cytoplasm. The record is from RefSeq and is a predicted model, not a curated record. Gene Ontology annotation, molecular function: peptide-methionine (R)-S-oxide reductase activity.
GAGCCACCGGGAGCCAUGGCCCGCCUGCCGCGAGCGCUCCUGCUCCUGCCUUCCGGAGAGUGGCGGGGCCGGGUCGUGCGGGGCCUCGCGGGGUCGGGGCGCGGGGACGCAGUUCUCGAAGCAGAGGCAUCCAAGAGAAAGAUGGCAACACAUCGGGUGCCAGGGUCUUUUCUGAAGCGUGAGCUGACUCUCACCGAGGCUGAGUGGCAGAAGAAACUGACGCCAGAGCAGUUCUGUGUCACGAGGGAAAAAGGAACCGAACCGCCUUUCAGUGGGGUCUACCUGGACCACAAGGAGCCUGGAAUGUAUCACUGUGUGUGCUGUGACAGCCCCCUCUUCAGCUCGGAGAAGAAGUUCUGCUCUGGCACUGGAUGGCCUUCGUUUUCUGAGGCUCAUGGUACAUCAGGCUCCGACGAAAGUCGCGCAGGGAUCCUGAGACGCUUGGACACCUCCUCGGGGUCGGCUCGUACAGAGGUCGUCUGCAAGCAGUGCGAAGCUCAUCUUGGCCACGUGUUUCCCGAUGGACCCGAGCCGAGCGGUCAGAGGUUUUGCAUCAACAGUGUGGCCCUGAAGUUCAAGCCAAGCAAACAGUGACCGUUUCUAGCAGUCCCCUCCCGGGCUGCUCCUCAAGCAACCUUGAUUUUCAUAAUUCAGGUAGAUGAUUUCUUUUGUGUGCUGCAAAGCCAGGCUGCUUGCUGUUGGCUCCAAGCAAGUUAUAACUUCUCUUAUUUACCUGUGGUCUGGCCUGACACCUUCUUGGACCAUGGAAUUUUACCUGAGGGGAAGCUGUUUCCACCACUGCCUUGCAAAGGCCUGGGGUGGGUCAGCAGGGUGGGCCCUUGUGGGACAUCAGGAGGCUGAUGGGUAGAAGUUCCUGCAGAAUGACCCUGAACUUGCCACUGUAGUGAACUCCUCCAGGAGCAUACGAUGCGGAGCCCUGAGCCAUCCCAGCAUUGUGGAGCAGAUUCGGGGAGAGGCUGAGCUUUGCUUAGCACACAUUAUGGUGACCAUAUGAGUGAUAUGUUUUCAGAUUUUUAAUGUCUCCAAUAUUCUACUUUUGCCCCUACCACCCACAAAGCAGCUCCAAUGUGGGCCUGUUAGAUUUUGUUGAUUACAAUGAAAUGUUCACCUUUGUACCUUCUGCCUACAAAGUUAAACUUUAAAAUGUUCAAAUAGAAUAUUUACUGAAAUCAAUGUUUGCUUUUUGUCUAAGCCUAUGAAUUUGCUCUUUUAUAAACAUGACUGGAAGUGAAAAUAACAGAAAAUAACCAGAUCAUCUGGUAGUGGCACCUGGUUACCCAAGAGGCCUGGUGACUGGUACUUUACAGAUUGAGCCUUGAAUAACUGGUUAUCAGUAGUGUUUGAGUCAUUUUCUUUGUGACUUUACGGACAGAAAGAGAACAAGUUUUUCUCCUU